CUUUCUUCUGGCCAGGCCACUUGCUUCAAGUAAAACAGCAGCCGCCUCUCGAAUAGGAUGGACUCCACCCCACCACCACCGGUCUAUCUGGUCCCGUUCGCACGUUCAGUGGUCGACCUGCUGACGAUCUGGCCGGCCCUUCAACUCUCCUUCGAGCAAUCGGCUUCCCACCAGUCGCAAGCUGCACAGGACUCGGCGCGGUCGGAGCUUGCGACUGAACUCGUAGGCGCUUUCCUUGACGCCCAGCCGGUCGCCGAAGAGUCGUCUGGCCAGGAAGCCUCGGCCGAUCAGCCGCCGACACCUGAAAGCGAAGAGAUCGAGGACUUUCUGCUCGGAUGGGUUUUCGGAACUCUGGACGUGCGGAUCGAGGAUGAAUCAGAGAUCUCGAUCACCCGCGACCUGCUCAACCUGUGGAGCGAAUGGUCCGCCAUGGCUAGCCCUGCCGACGAACACGCCGUCCGAUCUAGUGGUCAAGUCAUCCAACGGGUCGAACGUCUGGCGGCUGGACGACGGGCUAAUCGGUCUCAGAUCACCGCACAAUUGGUCGACGAAGGUCAUGUCAGCGGGGAUGAAGAGAGCGAGGAGGAAGAGAGCAUGAAUAUUGAUGACCCAUCCUCUCAACCGUCGGUCGCUCGACGCCAUCCCAGCCCGACAAUCGAUGAAGACGGCUUUACACUUGUUACAAAGUCAACCCAUCGGCAUUAGAUUCACAAAAAAAAACCCUCCCUUUCUCUUCACAAAUAUACUUCCACCAAGACCUCAUCUUUGAUUUCCCUUUUCCCUGGUAUAUUGGCUGAAACUCCGCCAUAUGCAAAAGAGUCGUAUUCCCUAGUUCGCACGUAAGAUGUACAUACCUAUUCAGAAUGAUAAAACAAAAAAUUAAGUGUCAUUUCCUGCACACUCUUCAUUCUAUAAGAUCAGUCAGAGGGUUAAUAUUGGUCCCAGUGAGGAAGUUUCUGAAUAUCUUGGGGAGAAUUAAGACAGCAAUACACAAUACAUAACCACCC
Molecule: messenger RNA, 1007 nt
Organism: Puccinia graminis f. sp. tritici CRL 75-36-700-3
Lineage: Eukaryota; Fungi; Basidiomycota; Pucciniomycetes; Pucciniales; Pucciniaceae
Exons: 1
Coding region: 58-705 (215 amino acids)
Biological process (GO): maturation of SSU-rRNA from tricistronic rRNA transcript (SSU-rRNA, 5.8S rRNA, LSU-rRNA)
Cellular component (GO): nucleus
Source: RefSeq, a predicted model, not a curated record